UCUCAAGCGUGAGGGGAAAAUAGCCGAAAGGUCAAAGAAAGUGGCGUAGUGGUGGAGGCUAAGGCCUAAGGAAAGGGCUUCAAAAUUCCUCUCUCGCACACUAUAUAAGAAAUGCCAAAUCCUUUACUCCAAUCACUUAAUACACAUAUAAGCCACGAAACAAAAAAUGGCUAUCAACACCAGUUCAAUUAGCUUCAUUUUUCUGUUAUUACCGUUGCUCUUGCAGAUUCAUUCUGGUAAAAGCGAGCUCCAAUUAGGUUACUAUGCAAAUACUUGUCCAAGAGCAGAAGAGAUCAUCAAAGAGCAAGUCAUCAACCUCUACAAUGAGCAUGGAAAUACUGCUGUUUCCUGGCUUAGGAAUCUCUUCCAUGAUUGCAUUGUUAAGUCAUGUGAUGGUUCGCUAUUGUUGGAGACGGUGAACGGAAUUGAAUCGGAGAAAGCAUCAUCAAGAAGCUUUGGAAUGAGAAAUUUUAAGUAUGUAAACACAAUCAAAGCUGCCCUUGAAGCUGAAUGCCCUUCCACUGUCUCUUGUGCUGAUGUUGUUGCUCUUUCUGCAAGAGAUGGCAUUGUCAUGUUGGGAGGACCAAGAAUUGAAAUGAAAACAGGAAGGAGAGACAGCAAAGAAAGUUACGCAGCAGUUAUCGAAGACUUCAUCCCUAAUCACAACGAUAGCAUCUCACUGGUUCUUUCUCGCUUUCAAUCUGUGGGCGUUGAUGUUGAAGGAACAGUUGCUCUUUUAGGAGGUCACUCAGUGGGUAGAGUUCAUUGUAUGAAUUUAGUACAAAGACUCUAUCCCACCGUUGAUCCAACUCUGGAUCCUGAAUAUGCUGAAUACCUAAAAGGCCGAUGCCCAACUCCAGACCCAGACCCAAAGGCAGUUCUAUAUGCAAGAAAUGAUAGGGAGACACCAAUGAUUCUUGACAAUUUUUAUUACAAGAAUAUAUUGAACCACAAGGGAUUACUUUCAGUAGAUCAACAAUUAGCUUCCGAUCCGAUUACAUCUCCGUUUGUCGAACGAAUGGCUGCCGAUAACGGUUACUUCCAUGAUCAAUUUGCUAGAGCUGUGCUCUUGUUAUCGGAGAAUAAUCCGAUUACAGGUGAUGAAGGAGAGAUUAGAAAGGACUGUCGCUAUGUGAACAGCAACUAGCAAAUGCUAGAAAAGUAAUGUACUUAGAUUAAUAAUGCGGUGUUAUACCCAAUAAACUUUCAACUUUACGACUUAUAACAUUAUACCCAAAAUGAAUUUGAUUUUCUCAGA
This is a messenger RNA of Jatropha curcas, 1258 nucleotides long. RefSeq names its product Peroxidase superfamily protein. NCBI's taxonomy places the organism in Eukaryota, Viridiplantae, Streptophyta, Magnoliopsida, Malpighiales, Euphorbiaceae. Gene Ontology annotation, molecular function: heme binding; peroxidase activity. The record is from RefSeq and is a predicted model, not a curated record. Gene Ontology annotation, biological process: response to oxidative stress; hydrogen peroxide catabolic process.